AAUGGGUGCCGCCUCAUUUUCCAAGUGAUACUUUCGGACUCAUGGUUGGCAUGUCAGUGAGAUUGAGCGACAGUCUGUGGAGACUGACACUUGGUUUCACCGGCUCAUAUCCCCAUCGGUGCGUACAGAGAUCCGCUUGUUCUUCAAUUACCUAGUGCAGGUGAAAGUUCACCGGUCCACUUGGAUUGAUGGUCUUCGCGGCCUUGCCGCACUCGAAGUCUUCAUCUACUUCCUCCAUUGUCGCAUGUUUGGCAAGGAUGUGGAUCGUACGUUUGGCUCAGAGGGCCGGACAUCUCAUCUUUGGCGAUUACCACUCCUUCGAAACGUCUAUGCAUCUGGCGAAGCUAUGCUCAAUACAUUGAUGAUGAUAUCCGGUACUGUCAUCACGUAUGGCUACUUGCGCAAGAACCGAGAUGGUGAAACAGAACGCAUCUAUACAGCCAUCCUUGGCAGUAUGUUUCGACGAGUGAUUCGACUUUACCUGCCUAUCCUCAUCCUCACAUUCAUCACCGCACUCAUGGUUGCCCUGGAUCUGCGUUACUAUGAAGAGCACGCAAAGGACAACUUCAUCAUGCAACUUUGGCAUUGGGCAAAAGCUAGCGUGGCGUUCUGCAACCCUUGGCGUAAGAUCGUGGUCCACUCUGAAAUGAGCCACGGCUACAAAUAUGGUACAUGGGCAGUGCCACUGUCAAUCUUUGCAAGCUUCGUCUGCUACUCGACCCUCUUUGUCGUGUCCUGGCUCAGUAAGGCUCGCUACCGUCUUGUCAUUGAGUUGGCUGUUCUCUACUACUACUUGUCGACUGGCACUUGGUGGACCAGCAAUUACCUCUUUGGCAUGCUGUUUGCAGAGAUUUUGCUUUGGCAGGAAUCUCGCACUGCAGAGGAGGCGCCAGAGACCAUCAUCACUGUCGCAACGCCACGAUUCUGGCUGCAAGGACUUUGGUGGAUCUUAUUUGUUGUGGCAUGGUACCUGUGCGGCAUGCCCUUCAAGGUUUCUAGAGCUGAGAAACACCUGCCUGGUUCCAACUGGUUCUUUGACCAUGUCCCGAAAGAAUUCAGCAAAACGGAACAUCUUGGUCGUUUCUGGCUUAUGCUAGGUGGUAGUCUGUUGGUGAUUUGCGUCUCCCAGCUACGAGUCCUUCGACGUCUUCUCGAGGGCCGAUUCCUACAGCAUGUGGGUAAACACUCGUACAUGCUGUUUCUCAUACAAACAGAUGUGAUUGAGCUCUUUGGUGAUCCACUCGCAUCCCUCAUCAAGCAUGAUGAUAUGGACAAUGCACCUCACGCAUGGCUUGUCUCUGGGUAUAUCCUCUAUUGCGCCACCAUGGUGCCAGUCACACUGUACGCUGCGGGUCUUGCCACCAAGUAUAUCUAUGCGCCUUGUGGGCGAUUAGGUGAGUUCUUGGAGAAGCAUGGCGUGAAUGAGCUGGUCAAAGCGUUCAAGGAGCUCAAACUCUUGUUCUUCAAAAGGAAGUGAUGGUUGCCUUUCAAGUGGCCCAGUAGCAAGCUAUAGUCUCUUUCGUGAUUGAGUCAUACAAUCCAUCUCGUGAUCUUUCAU
Messenger RNA from Protomyces lactucae-debilis, 1558 nucleotides. RefSeq lists its product as uncharacterized. Gene Ontology annotation, molecular function: acyltransferase activity, transferring groups other than amino-acyl groups. The record is from RefSeq and is a predicted model, not a curated record. The coding region runs from base 245 to 1477 and encodes 410 amino acids. Gene Ontology annotation, cellular component: membrane. Lineage: Eukaryota; Fungi; Ascomycota; Taphrinomycetes; Taphrinales; Protomycetaceae. Gene Ontology annotation, biological process: polysaccharide biosynthetic process. The transcript has a single exon.